AUCCAGGUCCUGAGGGAGUCUAACAAAUUAGCAGAAAUGGAAGAACCGCCCUUGCUUCCAGGAGAAAAUAUUAAAGACAUGGCCAAAGAUGUAACUUAUAUAUGUCCAUUCACUGUUCCUGUACGAGGAACUCUGACUGUCACGAAUUACAGGUUAUAUUUCAAAAGCAUGGAACAGGAUCCCCCAUUUGUUUUAGAUGCUUCUCUUGGUGUGAUAAGUAGAGUGGAAAAAAUUGGUGGUGCUUCUAGUCGAGGUGAAAAUUCUUAUGGAUUAGAAACUGUGUGCAAGGAUAUUCGAAAUUUACGGUUUGCUCAUAAACCUGAGGGGCGAACGAGAAGAUCCAUAUUUGAGAAUCUAAUGAAAUAUGCAUUUCCUGUCUCUAAUAAUCUGCCUCUUUUUGCUUUUGAAUACAAAGAAGUAUUCCCUGAAAAUGGAUGGAAACUAUAUGACCCUCUUUUAGAAUAUAGAAGGCAGGGAAUUCCAAAUGAAAGCUGGAGAAUAACAAAGAUAAAUGAACGCUAUGAUCUUUGUGAUACAUACCCUGCCCUCUUGGUUGUGCCAGCAAGUAUUCCUGAUGAAGAAUUAAAGAGGGUGGCAUCCUUCAGAUCAAGGGGCCGAAUCCCAGUUUUAUCCUGGAUUCAUCCUGAAAGUCAGGCCACAAUCACUCGAUGCAGCCAGCCCAUGGUAGGAGUGAGUGGGAAGCGAAGUAAAGAAGAUGAGAAAUACCUUCAAGCCAUCAUGGACUCUAAUGCCCAAUCUCAUAAAAUCUUUAUAUUCGAUGCCCGGCCAAGUGUUAAUGCUGUUGCCAAUAAGGCAAAAGGUGGAGGUUAUGAAAGUGAAGAUGCCUAUCAAAAUACAGAAUUAGUUUUUCUAGAUAUCCACAAUAUUCACGUUAUGAGAGAAUCCUUGCGAAAACUAAAGGAGAUCGUGUACCCCAACAUCGAGGAGACCCACUGGCUGUCUAACUUGGAAUCGACUCACUGGCUAGAGCAUAUUAAGCUUAUUCUUGCCGGAGCUCUCCGGAUUGCUGACAGGGUGGAAUCAGGAAAGACGUCGGUGGUGGUGCACUGCAGCGAUGGCUGGGACCGCACCGCCCAGCUGACGUCCCUGGCCAUGCUCAUGCUGGACGGGUACUACCGAACCAUCCGCGGAUUCGAAGUCCUCGUGGAGAAAGAAUGGCUGAGCUUUGGACAUCGAUUUCAGCUUAGACUUGGGCAUGGAGAUAAGAAUCAUGCAGAUGCAGAUAGAUCGCCUGUUUUUCUUCAGUUCAUCGACUGUGUCUGGCAAAUGACAAGACAGUUUCCUACAGCAUUUGAAUUCAAUGAAUAUUUUCUCAUUACCAUUUUGGACCACCUGUAUAGCUGUUUAUUCGGAACAUUCCUUUGUAACAGUGAACAGCAGAGAGUAAAAGAGAACCUUCCUAAAAGGACAGUGUCACUGUGGUCCUACAUAAACAGCCAGCUGGAAGACUUCACUAAUCCUCUCUAUGGGAGCUACUCCAAUCACGUCCUUUAUCCAGUAGCCAGCAUGCGCCACCUAGAGCUCUGGGUGGGAUAUUAUGUGAGGUGGAAUCCAUGUAUGAAACCACAGGAGCCCAUUCACAAUAGAUACAAAGAACUUCUUGCUAAACGAGCAGAACUUCAGAAAAAAGUAGAGGAACUACAGAGAGAGAUCUCCAACCGAUCAACCUCAUCCUCAGAGAGAGCCAAUUCUCCUGCACAGUGUGUCACUCCUGUCCAGACAGUGGUGUGAAAGGACCGUUAGCCGGGGCCAUCACAACCACAAACUCCUGAUUACAAAUGGCAGCUCUGAGUAAAGUCUCCUGAACUUAGAACCCAUCUAUGAGAGAAAGUCAGUCCUUUAUUUAUUGAAAUCUGAGUUCAGAACUGUAGCAGUGCAGGGGGCUUAAGUGGAAUAACCACAUAUAUAACUACAUGAUCAUAACACUAAUAUUAAGUUACCCAAAGAAUAUUAAAAUGCUUCAAUCCUAAAUCUACAGUAGGAAUAAGUUUGAUUUUAAAAGGAAAAUGCUCUUAUAAAUUUUGGUGUCUGGUAAAAUCAAAAUACAAACCACUUCAAAAAUAUAACUCUUGAUGGAAGAGAGCUCAUUGCACAGAGGAGAGGAGGAGCAUCACUUUUCAAACCAACACUGACGUUCCACGGCAUUAUAUACACUGUAACCCAUGACAGAUCAAGUCUGACACACCUUUCCCCAUCCUGCGUUUUCUUUUUAUUUUUGCGUGUAAUUGAUCUACUUUGGUCACCCACAUUCUUCAUACAUGAUAAGGCAAAGUCUUGAAGAUAUUAUAGUGUAGUUGAAAAUUUUGUGGUCAUUAUUUAUGUACUUAUUUAAGAUGCAUUAUUGAGUAGCUGUCCAGGAUUUCAAAGAAUUCCACAUUCUUCAGAUUAGUUUCCACUUGACCAAUUACUAGAAAUAACAUUUAAAAGCUCAUUAUCUACCCUACUUUAGAUUUCUUUUGGUGUAUCUGAGCACAGAAUUGCUAAAUUUUGAGGCAAUAUUUUAAAGUUUACAAGGAUUUUUUUCUGAAAUCUAUAAAUUGCUUAUGAUAAGCAUUAUGCUCAAAUUUUACAUGAAAUAUUUUACUACUGUCCUUUGUAAAGUCUGUACUUCCACUGAAUGAUAAAGUCUACCAAAGAACUUACUGCAUGUAAAAAUGUAUUACAAUCUGAAAGCCAGAAAAAGAACUCCCGCUUCACUGCACCUGCUGCAGCAGGAGUUCAGUACUGGUAUAAACGUGGACUCCUUGAUGCCUGUGUUACUCUAUAAGAGCCAUAGGUUAUGUACUGUAACAAAGGAGCUUCUUGGCCCUUGGGUCUUUAAAUAAAAGCAAAUUUCAACUGACUU
Molecule: messenger RNA, 2866 nt
Organism: Myotis davidii
Lineage: Eukaryota; Metazoa; Chordata; Mammalia; Chiroptera; Vespertilionidae
Gene: MTMR2
Product: myotubularin related protein 2
Exons: 13
Biological process (GO): dephosphorylation
Molecular function (GO): phosphatidylinositol-3,5-bisphosphate 3-phosphatase activity
Source: RefSeq, a predicted model, not a curated record